Molecule: messenger RNA, 921 nt
Organism: Lodderomyces pseudojiufengensis
Lineage: Eukaryota; Fungi; Ascomycota; Pichiomycetes; Serinales; Debaryomycetaceae
Gene: PHB2
Product: prohibitin subunit
Exons: 1
Coding region: 1-921 (306 amino acids)
Biological process (GO): mitochondrion organization
Cellular component (GO): mitochondrion; membrane
Source: RefSeq, a predicted model, not a curated record
AUGAACGAUCAGAAUUGGAAGAACUUAUCCAAUGAGUUGAGACGUAGAGCUCAACAAGCACGUCAAUCAGGUGGUGCUGGUGGACCAAGAAGUCCCUUAGCCAUCUUUGGUGGAAUUGGAGGAGUUUUACUUUUAGGAGGGGUUGCCAUGUUUGCUCAAAAUGCAUUAUUUAAUGUUGAUGGUGGACAAAGGGCCAUUCUAUAUUCAAGAAUCAAUGGUGUUCAAAAUAAAAUAUAUCCAGAAGGUACUCAUUUUGUUAUACCUUGGUUUCAAAGACCUAUAAUAUUUGAUGUCAGAGCUAAACCAAAAGAAAUCGCAUCAUUAACAGGUACUAAAGAUUUACAAAUGGUUAAUAUAACGUGUAGAGUUUUAUAUAAACCAGAUAUAUGGGAGUUACCAACAAUAUUUCAAACAUUAGGUACAAACUAUGAAGAAAAAGUAUUGCCAUCAAUUGUAAAUGAAGUAUUAAAAUCAGUUGUUGCUCAAUUCAAUGCUUCACAAUUAAUUACUCAAAGAGAAAAAGUUUCAAGAUUAGUAAAAGAAAAUCUUUUACGUAGAGCUUCAAAAUUCAAUAUUGCAUUAGAUGAUGUUUCAUUAACUUAUAUGACUUUUUCACCAGAAUUUAGUCAAGCAGUUGAAGCAAAACAAAUUGCACAACAAGAUGCUCAAAGAGCUGCAUUUAUUGUUGAUAAAGCAAUUCAAGAAAAACAACAAUUGGUUGUUAAAGCACAAGGUGAAGCUAAAUCUGCUGAAUUGAUUGGUGAAGCUAUAAAAAAAUCAAAAGAUUAUGUUGAAUUGAAAAGAUUAGAUACAGCUAGAGAAAUUGCAAAUAUCUUAUCUUCAUCACCAAAUAGAAUAAUAUUAGACAAUGAUACUUUAUUAUUGAAUACCGUUGCUGAUGGUAGAAAUAACAGAAAGUAA